Molecule: messenger RNA, 6280 nt
Organism: Limulus polyphemus (Atlantic horseshoe crab)
Lineage: Eukaryota; Metazoa; Arthropoda; Merostomata; Xiphosura; Limulidae
Gene: BORCS6
Product: BLOC-1-related complex subunit 6-like
Exons: 6
Coding region: 348-1415 (355 amino acids)
Biological process (GO): lysosome localization
Cellular component (GO): BORC complex
Source: RefSeq, a predicted model, not a curated record
UUGUUUGGUAGGGCUAUUAUUAUUAAUGUAACUUAGUUUAACUUGUAAUGGCAGCUUUAAUUUUAAACUGGAAUUAGACAGCGGUGAAAGUAAUAAUAAUGAAGAAAACGUUAAAUACAGAGAAAACUGAAAAGUAUAGUGUCGGCACAAAAUACAAAAGUAGUUUUAAAUAUUUAAUGGGGUUACUUUAAGUUAUUUUCCUCACUAACAAAAAUCUAAAACAACAGGAAGAAGUUAGGAAAUUGUUUUAGUGACUGUGGAUGACAUUUUCAUUUGUUGAAUUUCAAGGAUGUUGAGAAUUGGUAUUGAAUACCAAAUAUAUUAAAAAAACAUUAUACAACAGUGCCAUGGCCUGUAAUAGUGAGGAAACUCUCCAAAACCAAAACACAAAUGUUUUAAACCCUCAUAAGCAAACAGCUAAUAGUCUCACUUCCUCACCAAGUAAUGUAAAAGCAGCAUUCAGUUCACCUCUUGACAGACAAAUAAAUGACUACCUUGAUCAAGAAGAUAAUGAGGAAUUCCCUGAAGUUAUGACUGGUUCAUAUGGGGAAAUAUCAUUUGAUCAAGAGCUAACAUGUGACACAACCAAAAUAGUGGCAGGACUUGAUCAUGAUACACCUGUUUCUGGUAUUGGCAAACUGGGAUUUGUCACAAAAGAUCAGCAUGUGUCAGAAAAUAAUUUUGCAGCAACUCGAUCUAGGCCAACAAGCUUAAUAUUGGAAAGCACUCAGUUACCUAUUGUGCAUAUGGAAAAUGCAGAUAUAUAUGAGAACAAACAUAUCGGAGAUGAAGAUCAAGAAUAUGAUCGAGUUAAUAGGUCUCAACAGACCUCUGAAGCACAGAUUUUAAGUUUUGAAGAUUCACCAUCUAUCAGCUCAGAAGAAUUUGUAUCAUCAUAUGGACAUCGCAGGACAGGGAGUGACACAAGUGGAUUAUCGGAACUUCAGGGCAUGCUAACCUUUGAUGGUGACAUGGUUUCAUUUGUUGCAGAUGAUCUUCAGGAGAAGAUUAGACUAAGUAGUCCAAACUCAAGAAGAGGGUCUAGAUCAUCAACUCCAAGUUUGUAUCGACAGGCCUUGACUCCUCAAGUGCCCCUGCUAGAUCCUGGAGCCCUUGCAGAUCUGGAAAUGCAGGCACACAAAGUUGCUUCCUGUCUAGACAAUAUGUUGGAAAAUCUCAGUGGCACCCUUCAUAGUAUAUCCUCUUUAACAGUAGACUGCAUGGAAAACUAUGAAAAGGCAGUUUGCAAAACAUGUGAUGCUGUGGAUUCCAAUACAAAGGCCAUGUACCAGUUGAUGGCAAAGUGUGAAGAACUAAGUAAUUCCAUGAAGCCAGUGUACAAAAUGUCUGAAGAAAUUAAAGAAAUUAAGAGAGUGAUAGACUGCUUUGAAAACAUCGUUGAAAGAAAAAGUUAAUUGGUGCCAUUGUAUAACAUUAGUUGUGAUUAAAGCUAAGCAAUUAAUCAAUUAGUAUCACAUAAAGUAAUUGAUUAUUUGAAAUUACAAGUAAAUCUAUUAAUGUCAUGAAAAUAUCCAACUAAUUAAAAUUACUGUUUUUGAUUAUUCCAACUAUCCAAGUAACUGAAAUAUCGCCAUUAUGACUUCUCAUUAUUAUUUCUGAUACUUCAAAGUUGUUAAACUUAAUCAGUGUCACAAUUCAAGAAAAAUAAUCAUGUGUUCAAAAUUAGUGUUUCUGCUUCUUACAAUUUUCAGUUAUUCUAACUAUCCAAAUCUCAUGUAAAAAUAAUCAGUUAAUUGAAUCUAAUUUAUUAAUGAGCCCAAUGAUUCGUUGAUUAGCAAAUUCCAACAAUUUUCCAUCUGUAGUUGUGAUACACAUUGAUAGUUAUAUCAAAACUGCUUGUUUAAAUGUAGGUGUUAAAAUUAUAAACAAUGAGUUUUAUUAGUAUGUUUGUGUUGUGUAAUAAAUUAAUCAACUGAUUUCAAAGAGCUAGCUAAUUUUAUUUUCUGUACUAGUUUUGUACAUAUCUCAAAAACUUCAAAUUGUCAAACUUUUAGAUUAAAGUAACUAAGGUCAUACUUAGAAUCCAUUUUUAUAGUUUAAUAUUUAGCUGAUUUCACUUUCUCUUGUGAAAUUCCAAGAUUUUUUUUUUUGCUUUGCUUUGCUACUAUGAAUCCCAGGUUAAUAGUGUAUAUUGAAAGAAAGGAUUUAACAGACCAGCCUUUAUGGUCAAUUUUGGAACCUUUAAUUCUACAGCUGCUUGAGGUAAACAACAGUUGAAUGUACAUGUCCGGGAAGCAGCUUGUGUACAUACACAAGACUUGUGCCGCUUUUUGAAAUGGAGAUCUUCUUGACAGUAUUGGAUACGUUUGUCUUUGGCACAUGGAUGAAUUUGCUGCAGACUUUUGUGUUUAUGGAUUCUCACCUAUUGCAAAUUUCUGUACUUUGCUUACCAUGACUAUGGGUACAGCUUGUUGCAGGUCUCUUUUUUAAAUCAUGCUGGUACUCCAAGUUGAUCCAUAUUAAUUUGUUUUUCCAAUGCCAUUAAGUACAGAGGAUAUCCCUCUCUUGAAAAUACUUGAAAGUCCUUGAUCUGAACACAUCUUUACAGUUUAAGUGAAUUAAUAUUUUGCAUUGGGGAGGGCUGUUACAUAUUCUAUUCAAAAGCAAUCAAUUUUCAGUGGUAUCACACUAUGUACUAAACAAUGUCAUAGUGUAGUUCUUAUAUAUUUUGUUCCAUAGUGACUUUAGUUUGACUGUGGUUGUCAUAUGACUUGCUGAUUUGCAUAUUCAGAAUCAUUUUAAUAUAAAAACUGAAAUCUUUGUAGAAACUUUAACAUAGCAGAUUCAUUACUGCUAAGUUACGUGAGCUUUUCAACAAAGGAAGAAACAACUGAUUUAAACAUUGUGAACAAGGAUUUUUAUUUUUAUAAUUUUGGAAAAAUUUUAAGUUAGAAAGUUUAAAGAAAAUGUUUACAAGUAAAUCCAUGUAAUAUACAAAGUUAUUGAAUUCAACAAGUACAAAUAAAUCUGAAUGUAUUUAUAAAAACCUGUGACUCAAGAUUUUUUAUCAAUAAAUUUUAAAAUUGCAGAUGUCAAAUCAAAUCUAGAUGCUCAGAAAUGAUAUAAAACUGUGUCUGAUAUGCUACUUAGUAUGUUUUCAUCAUAAUUUGUUGGUUUCUCAAGUCAGUGAUGUUUAACUAGCCUGCUAAAUUUUGGAAGUUAAUGGGGUAUUGAUAUAGCUGGAGUAAUACAUAGGUGGAACAGCAUUUGUGAUAAGAGAUAUAGGCCAGAUGGAUUCUCGUAUUCCAUAUUUUGCAGUUAAUGAUGUUUGAGGUGCAAAUUGUACUGUUCUAGCUUGCAAGUUUGUUUUUAAAAAUUGUAUCCCUCCCUUCCCCCCUCAUGAAAUGUUUAAUUCAGUUAGAGUUAAAGUCUGGUUUGUAAAGUUGUUGACAAGACAACCACCAUCUGUUGACUUUUUCUCCUGGGUUGCCUUUAUCUUGUCUUUGAAAUAUUUUGGUAGUAAUUCUCAUAAGCUGGUCAGUAGAAGUUGUUUCCAGGCUGCAGCACCAAUUACUUAUUAUGCUCUUCAUUGUGCUGAAACCCCUCUUACAUCAAGCAGUAAGUAGGGGUUAAAUGUUGCAGAGGUGUAUUACUAUCAGGAUUUUCUUAAAGUCUUCUGUAUCGGUAUCAUUCAGGCUUAUAUACUGUCUCACGUGACUAAUGCUGACAAACAGAAGGCCAGUUUGCCUGAUAUAUAUCUUUAUUUCUCUUCCAACUCACUCAGGACACUGUUGUGUAUAAAGUGGUACUGAAAUUAACAGUUAGAUGUUGAACUUAUUAUAUGCCAUAAAGAUGAAUAUGCUGGUUAGGCCAAUACUUAUAGUCAAACAUAUUUGUUCUUUCAAAACUAUAUUAGUUUGGUUACCUCUAAUACAUUUAUUCAAGGUGUCAUUAAUAGAUAACAAUCUGUUUUUGUCAUAUGUCAGAUCUGUUUUAGUUUUCACAUUGCUUAGUGAGUGCUCCUUUAAUUGUCCUUUCUGAAAUGUAUGCCAGAACUAAUUUUCCAUGGAGCAUUCUUCAUCCUGCAUUGAAAGUGCCACAAUCUGUGCACAUUCUGGUUUGGCCAGUACACUAUGCAUAGUGAUAUCAUUUUGCUGAAACAUUAAGGAGAAAUUGUUGAUUUCUCCUAAAAUAUCUUGAAGUAGGAACAUCUAAAAAACAAACUGAACUUUCUUAGAAAACUGCACACACUAUUACUUUGUUUUUGUCAGGUUUCUUUUUGCUCUCAGAAAAAUUUUCCAUAUGCCCAAUUACACUUGGCCUCCUUUCAGAAACUUGGAAAAAACCAAUAUGAAAAUGUUGUAUAUACAUGUUGUUUUAUUAUCUCUGCUAGGCUCAAGAAUUGAUCUUCCAAUAUUUUUUGCCUCCUUGAAGGUUUUUGUAAAACAGGUUAGUGGAUUUCAGCUGCUUCUGUUGUGUAUGACUCUUUAAUGAUGUCAUUCAGGGCAAAUUCCAAAUGUAUGGGUAAUGCAGUGUAUUUGAAUGGGCCAAGGUGGCAUCUGCUGCCCAAAGUGUGCAUGUACCAUGUAUUUCCAAAAUUGACUUUUGCACUAGCCACUUUAAAGUCUGUCAUUUUAGAUUUAAAUUCACUUGAAAAAAUGUUGGAAGGCUGUUUCUAGUUUUUCCAGAAUAUCCUUAGACUUAGCAUUUAUACACUAAUGUAAGGUAUCCAAUAUAAAAAUUAAAGUUUUUUUAUUAUUUAGGCAUAUAAAAUAUCAUGAUAUCUUUUCCUGUGCUAAUUCUGUUUAUGUUAUCAUCAGCGGUUUCAGUGGUGAAAGCCCUAUAUGCUUUUGUCAUUCCUGUAGAUUCUCUCCAUUGAGAUAACAAUAUCUGUCUGCUUUUCUGAACAAAUAUUCCACCUUUAGAAGAAUGUCAGAAUCCUGUUUUUCCAUACCAUGAUAUCUUUUCUUGUGUUAAUUCUGUUCAUGUUAUCAUCAGCAGUUUCAGUGGUGAAAGCCCUAUAUGCUUUUGUCAUUCCUGUAGAUUCUCUCCAUUGAGAUAACAAGUCUGUCUACUUUUCUGAACAAAUAUUCCACCUUUAGAAGAAUGUCAGAAUCCUGUUUUUCCAUACCUCCUCCUUAUUUCUUUUUCUAGCUUCUGUAGCACACAAGUUCACUUAUGUGAGUAUCAAAUUUGUACUGUUUUACCAAAUACUUUUUAUACAAAACAGUCAUAAAAUGUGUUUUGAAAAAUAUACAUGCUAACUGUUGUCCAUUGACAUCCAAAUAAAAUGAAGAGUGACUCUGAAUAUCAUCAUGUUUGAAGCAACAUUUUAUUAUCUACAAUACCAUCACCAUGACACUUAAAGUAUUUUGUUUUUAACAAGUCCACUUUCCACACUUAACAUCUUAAUGGUUUUCAUUGUGUGCUUGUACAUAUUGACAUCUAACUUCUUUUUCACUGAAAAUUCUAUACUUGACUGAUGUAAUUAUGCUUAAAUUAGUUUGGCUAUGCUUCAUAACUUUCUGGAUUAUAUUGUUAGGUGAAGUUGAUUGUGUUAAUAUUGAAUGAUCAGUAGUGCUCGUUAUUAUGACUUCUUGGUGAUGAAACCACAAUGUGAUCUUUUUUUUUACCUCAAAUAAUUAUCUUUCAUUUUUGUAUUUUUGCUUUCAUAGGUAUGGAUUUUUAAAUGAAAUCUGGCAUUUUUUAUGUAGUUGGGCUUUGGGCAUUUGGGAAUAAUGUUAAUUAUGCUGCACACAGUUGAUUAACUAAGAAAGAUAUGAUACUCGUAGUAGUACUGUUCACAACAUUAUCAACAAAAAUUUAUAUUUUCACUAUGUAUAACUGGUAGUCCCUAUAAACACUUGGGUUGAAAUUCAAAAAUAAUCGAAUUGUUAGUGUGAUAAUUUUAUCUAGAAGCUUAAUGUCUGAAAGUUUAUUUUGGAAAUAACAGUUUUGUCUACAAAUACCUCCACACUUUAUUAUUGUAAGUUUUGUUUUUAAUUUUAUAUGUUGUGUAGUGUUUGCUAGAGGAAAAUUUGGUAUGACACAGUAAUGAUAUAUCAUAUCUAGAAAUUUUCUGAGGGUCUAAAUUUAAUUUGAUAUGUGAAAUUUUCAUAAUAUCUGGGAAAAAAUAUAUAAAAACACCAGGGUCAGACAGUGGACUAGUUAGUGAGUCUGUUAAUCAAUCAGUUUUGACUUUAACAAGUAAAUGACUGUCAAUUUUUAUUUGAGAGUUAGAUCUAUCACUAGGUUAUCUUCAAUUCGUGAAAUUGUGUAAGUUUUGGUUGAAGGAAUAAAAUGCUUUACUUUCCAUUAA